AUGUCGUCUCGAAUCAAACCACCUCCCCCCCCACAUUCCAGAGCGAACAACGCUGGUAGGCCAGGUCUGUCCGAAGCGUUCCUGGACCAGCUCGAUGAAGUGUGCGCCAGUGGCUGGCUGCUGGCAUUCUGUGGCGUUAUGGCCCAGGUAUGUCUCAUCUCCCGGUAA
Messenger RNA from Aspergillus clavatus NRRL 1, 168 nucleotides. RefSeq lists its product as uncharacterized. The transcript has 2 exons. The record is from RefSeq and is a predicted model, not a curated record. Lineage: Eukaryota; Fungi; Ascomycota; Eurotiomycetes; Eurotiales; Aspergillaceae. The coding region runs from base 1 to 168 and encodes 55 amino acids.